CCCUGCGCGCGCUUCCGGCGGCGGGACACGCGGCCGCGGGCACGGAGCGGCGCCUUCCGCGGGGUCGGGGCCGCCGAACAUGCUGUCCCUCCUGGUCCGGGCCGCCGCCACGGCCGCCCCGCUGCGCUCGCUGUGCCGCUCGUCCCUGUGCUCGCUGGCGCCCUGGGGACGGGCUGCGGGCUGCGGGAGCUGGGCCCCGCCGCCGUGGCCGGCGCCCCGCGGGCUGCUGGCCGUGCUGCCGCCGCUGCCGCCGCCGCUGGCCGGGCUGAAGACCAAGACGGCGCUGAAGAGGCGCUGCAAGGACUGCUACUUCGUGCGGCGGCGCGGGCGGCUCUACGUCGUCUGCAAGAGCAACCCCCGGCACAAACAGCGCAAGGGGUAGCGCCGGCCGGGGCCCGCCGGGCACAGCCGGCACCGGGUGCGGCCGCC
Oenanthe melanoleuca is the source of this 429-nucleotide messenger RNA. It is a transcript of the gene MRPL36, whose product is annotated as mitochondrial ribosomal protein L36. Gene Ontology annotation, cellular component: mitochondrial large ribosomal subunit; ribosome. Gene Ontology annotation, biological process: ribosome biogenesis; translation. Bases 80 to 382 code for a protein of 100 amino acids. The record is from RefSeq and is a predicted model, not a curated record. The transcript has 2 exons. Gene Ontology annotation, molecular function: structural constituent of ribosome. NCBI's taxonomy places the organism in Eukaryota, Metazoa, Chordata, Aves, Passeriformes, Muscicapidae.